Molecule: messenger RNA, 3386 nt
Organism: Musa acuminata AAA Group (dessert banana)
Lineage: Eukaryota; Viridiplantae; Streptophyta; Magnoliopsida; Zingiberales; Musaceae
Product: homeobox-leucine zipper protein ROC3-like
Exons: 12
Coding region: 329-2731 (800 amino acids)
Biological process (GO): regulation of DNA-templated transcription
Molecular function (GO): lipid binding; DNA-binding transcription factor activity, RNA polymerase II-specific; DNA binding
Source: RefSeq, a predicted model, not a curated record
AUGGUUUGUCCGUGAAGCAGCAUCGAGAUCAUGUAGAGAGAGGUGGAAGAAGAAAACAGAAAGCCAAAGCGUAGGUCUACAAAACAGUGCAGGAGAAGAAGAAGAGGAGGAGAAGUCGGAAUAGAAGAGGACUUGUAUCUUUUUUUAUCCUCCUGAUCUUCCUCCCUUUCUCCCAAAUAUCACCGACAGUGGAGAGGUUUGAAUGAUAUGGCGAAGAUGGAGGAAGUGUGGCUUUGAGAAAGGCAAAACAAAAAACACUCGAGUGCUUCCUUGUUUCUAACCAUUUCAUCAGGGAAAAGAAGCAGUGGUGAACAAAGAGGGGCUAAAGAUGUAUGGAGAUUGCCAAGUGCUGUCAUCCAUGGUGAGUGGUAAUGUUGCGUCACCCGAUUCACUCUUCGCCUCUCCGAUCCAAAACCCUAACCUCGGCUUCCUGGCCAACAUGCCCCCUUUCAACGCUUUCUCCUCUAUCAUUCCGAAGGAGGAGGGGCUGAUGUUGAUUGGGAGGGGAGUGAGCAAAGAAGAGGAGAUGGAGAGUGGGUCUGGUAGCGGACCCUUGGACGGAGUGCUUAGCUGCGGCGAGGAACAUGAUAACGAGUUGCAACAACAACCACCAUCGCAGCAGCAGCAACAGCCGGUUGCCAAGAGGAAGCGCUACCACCGCCACACCACCCGACAGAUUCAAGAAAUGGAAGCGUUGUUUAAGGAAUGUCCGCACCCGGACGAGAAGCAGAGGAUGAAGCUAAGCCAAGAACUCAGCCUCAAACCUCGGCAGGUCAAGUUCUGGUUCCAGAACCGCCGGACCCAGAUGAAGGCGCAACAAGACCGGGCGGACAACGUGGUACUGCGAGCCGAGAACGAGAGCCUGAAGAACGAGAACUUCCGGCUGCAGGCUGCGAUUCAGAACGUCGUCUGCCCCAACUGCGGCGGCCCGGCGAUCCUCGGCGAGAUGUCUUUCGACGAGCAGCAACUGCGCAUCGAAAACGCCCGACUCAAGGACGAGCUCGAACGUCUAUCCUGCAUCGCAUCCCGCUAUAGUGGCCGGCAACAGCAGCCAUUAGGUCCCGCACCGCCUAUACUGCUCCCCUCGCUGGAUCUCGACAUGGGCAUCUACUCGAGGCACUUCAAGGAGCCGCCAGUGGUGAGUUGCAAUGACAUAAUCCCCGUUCCACAGAUCUCCGACCAAGCCUCUCCCUUCUCUGGCAUGCUCAUCCUGGACCAAGAUAAGCCGUUGGUUCUGGACCUAGCAAUCACGGCGGCUGAUCACUUAGUCAGGAUGUGCCGCACGAACGGGCCACUAUGGAUUAGAAGAGAUUGUCGCACCACGGAGGUCUUGGAUUUGGAAGAGCAUGCAAAAAACUUCUCCUGGCCGAUGGACUUGAAACAGCAGCACGGAGAGGUUAGGACCGAGGCUUCCAGGGACAGCGCCAUGGUCAUUAUGAACAGCAUUACGUUGGUCGAUGCCUUCCUGGAUGCCGACAAAUGGAUGGGGCUGUUUCCUUCCGUCGUCUCCAAGGCUACAACAGUUCAGGUGUUGAGUCCAGGAGUCGCUGGUCAUGGCAAUGGCUGCUUGCAUCUGUUGCACGCAGAGCUUCAAUUUCUGUCUCCUCUGGUGCCUGCGCGUGAGGCUCAUUUCUUCCGGUACCUCCAACACAAUUCAGAAGAAGGUACUUGGAUCAUUGUUGAUUUCCCUGUCGAUGGCUGCGUCGAUGGCCUUCAAACGUCCCUCCCCUGGUAUAGACGGAGGACCUCUGGUUGUGUCAUCCAAGAUAUGCCCAAUGGGUAUUCCAAGGUGAUGUGGGUAGAACAUGCAGAGGUGGAGGAUAAACCAGUGCAUCAGAUAUUUGAUCAAUUUGUCAGCACCGGCGUGGCGUUUGGAGCAACACGCUGGGUUUCAACCCUGCAAAGGCAAUGUGAGCGGCUUGCAAGCCUUCUGGCCAGAAAUAUUGCCGACCUUGGAGUGAUCCCCACCCCGGAGGCAAGAAAGAAUAUGAUGAAGCUGUCACAGAGAAUGAUGAGAACGUUCUGCGCCAGCGUACACGCCUCCGGAAUGCAAUCUUGGACAGCUCUUUCUGAAUCAUCCGAUGACACAAUCAGGGUGACAACCAGGAAAAAUACUGAACCUGGCCAGCCAAAUGGUGUUAUUCUCACUGCUGUCUCGACAACAUGGCUUCCUUUCUCUCAUCAACAGGUGUUCGAGCUUUUGACGGACGAGCAAAGGAGGUCUCAGUUGGAUGUUCUCUCAAGCGGUAACUCCUUACAUGAGGUGGCUCAUAUCGCCAAUGGUUCGCACCCAAGGAACUGCGUCUCGCUUCUGCGUGUUAAUGCGGCAAGCAACUCCUCCCACAGUGUGGAGCUCCUGCUUCAAGAAAGCAGCACUCACCCCUCCGGCGGCAGCAUCGUCGUGUACGCUACCAUCGACGUCGACGCCGUCCAGGUGGCGAUGAGCGGCGAGGACCCGUCUUAUAUUCCCCUCCUCCCAACUGGCUUCGUCAUCUCGCCCGCUGCCCCACCAAACGGCGUCAUCAGCAGCAGCGAUGGUUCGGCCAGUACCAUCGGAUGCCUGCUCACAAUCGGCAUGCAGGUUCUGGCUAGCGCAGUCCCAUCUGCCAAGCUCAACCUCUCCAGCGUCACCGCCAUCAACAACCACCUCCGCAACACCGUGCAACAGAUCAGCGCCGUGCUCGGCGGUGGCGCCGCGGCCCAGCCGGCUGCUAUGGCGCCGGAACAAUAGCCCUAAUAAGUAAGUGGCUGGAGUCACCUGAACCCUAACUAUUUUACUCGAUAUUACCAAAUUGCGCUUCGCUCCACUCUCAUCACACCAGAAUCAUCAUCAUUCUGGUGCGACAAGGGACUACUUGACGAAGCCCAACCAUUGACGCUUAUGCCCACGAUCUUUGAGGGCAUCCCACAUCAGUUCAGUGUACUUGGGACUUUGUCAAGUUUUCACUUGUUCAACCUGAGUGUAUGGUGGGGGGGGCCAUUUUGGUCGUAUCGGUGCUCAACAAUGGGAUCCAAGGUGAUGUCCAGGGAAAGUGGAGGUCGCACCAUGUGUAAUUAAGAACAAUGCAGUAGGAGGUUUAUUAGUUGAAAUAGCAGCAUUGUGUAGAAUGGAAAGCGAACAAGGAAAAGGGAAUGUAGGUUGUUGGAGGGAAGUCAAGAGCGCACCAGAUGUGACCCUCGCCCCAGCCGGCGAAGUCUCUCACGAGGUAGAAGAUGAUGAGGGUGUUGGUUCGGGAAUUGACUUCUUCUUUCUUAGUAGUUUGCUUGUACGUGCUGUGUAAUACUUGCUUGCUUCGGUUGGAGUCUGGUUGGUAAGGAUGGAUUCAAUGCAACAUGCUGGAACUAUUAUGAUUAUUUAUGUUGAGUAUUUAUUGCCCUGUUUCCCA